AUGAUCAGAACUGUCCGACAGUCAUCAGCCUUGGGCUCCAGACUGGGUGCUCUGGUGAGUCCGGGUCUCAUCCUUCUUCUGGUCCUCACUGCCCACUGCUCUGGUCCUCAGAUGAAGGGCUUCCCUGAGGGAGAACCGACUGCCAGUGAAGCCAACACAUGGAUCAGGAACAACACCUCCCUCUUGCAGAACUUUCGGUGCUUGCCAGCCAGCCAGCUGCCCCGGGAAGAGCUCUCCACUUUACUCAGAAGCCUGGCUUCGCAGAGGACCCCUCUCAAAGCCUGGCAGCUUAGCUGCUUGGCCAACCUCGCUGCACGGCAAGGCCUUCAGGAUGACUUCAAGUUCCACCCACCCAACCUCCUACUUUUCUACAAUCUGAGCCAGGUGAGCGAAGCCAACUGCCGGGCCUUCAUUCACCAUGCUGCCCAAGGGGACACAGAACUGCUGGCCAACUUGCCCAACCAGAGAGUUGCCCUACAGCACACAGCGUUGUCCUGUCUGGGGAGACCCCACUUACAGCUCAGUGCCUCAGACCUGGGGCUUCUCGGGGUGCUGGCAUGUGAUAUGGAGGCACCCCAAAUCCUGACUUCGGACCCCCAUGUGCUGAAGAACCUGCUUCGGUGCCCAAGGCUAACUGUCAUGCAGACUACUGCCCUCAACACCCUGCUGGCCAGUGGGAAGACACAAAUUGGGCCCCCUGACUCCUGGAACUUGGAGGGACUGCAGGCCCUAGGACCUCUGGCCACCUACAUCAGCCCCCACCUGUGGGAGAAGGUGCAGGAGGCUGUGGGCUUGGACUUCUUCCGCAGUGUGGUGGCUGCUUACCGGGCAGCCCGGCUGAGCAGACAUGAUGCCAUGCGCUUCAUCACCAACUUCCUGGAGUCCAAGGCCAAUUCAGUGUCCUCAAGGCUCAAGAGGCGCACAGGGAGCACCUGUGUCCGUGGCAACAUCACAGCAGCUACCCUGCAUGAUGACCUCUUCCUGGUGCACUAUGACUGCACCCAGCUGGAGUCCUGCCUGGGUACACGUGUGCUCAGGGCCAACCUGGACCCCUUACUACAACACCCCCUGCCUGCAGAGUGCCAGCGUGUUGUCAAAGCCAAGCUUGCUCAGAUCUACCCACACGGCAUCCCUGAGGACCAGCUGCACCUCAUCACCUCGCUGGUCUACCUCUACUCCCUCGAUGAAAUAGGCCAGUGGAACAUCACAUCUGGAGACACAGUGAUGGUCCUGCUGGCCUCAGAUGCAGCUCUGGAGAACCAGACAGAGGCAGUUCUUCAGAAGUACUUGGACCAUAACGGCAAGGUUACUGGUGCUCUCCUGGUGGCCAUCGGGGGUUCCCGUCUCUGCUGGAUGAGCCUCAAGCAGAUCCAGAUCAUCCAGCCCUCAGAGUUCCGGCUGGCCGGAGCUCCAGACAUCUCUCCCUGCCCUCAAAGUCGGAAGGAUGUGCUCUUCGCCAAGGCUCGUGAGGUCUUUAGGAACACCAGUACUGUAGGAGAAUACUACUACUUAAUACGCCCCUACCUCGGUGGUGCCCCCUUGGAGGAACUUCAAUACCUGGCACAGGCCAACAUCUCCAUGGACAUUGAUACGUUCACCAACCUCAACCCCUUGACGUUGAAGAACAUGAGUGUGGACAAUGUGAGAAAUCUGUUGGGCCAGAAUGUGGGGGACCUGCAGAAGGCCCGUAACCAUCCAAAUGUUAUCCUGUGGAUGCACAGCCACAACAUGUCAGACCUGUCUGAAAUGGGCCUGGACACCAGCCCCACCCUGUCCUAUGUGACCAACAAGCCCCCUAACACUGUCUACCCACCAUCCAAUUUGAUCGAUACCUUGAAUCUUCCGGGGAAUGAUGGCAUUGCUCCUGCCUCAGGAAGCCCUCCAGUUCUUCUGGGGUGCCUAUCACUCGCUGUGGCUCUGCCUUCCAGCCUCUUGUGGCUGCUACUGGGUCAGGCACCUUCAGGACCAAUAGGCACUGCUCACAGGGCACUAGGACCCUGGACACUGCCAACGGUGUUGACCCAAAGCAGUCAGACCCCUGAACAUCAGAUACAGGAGCAACAGAGCUGCUAAAUGGAACAAGACACCCACCCAGGGGACCUGCUGUGUUCCCCAUCCUAGGAGACUGGCUUGUACACACCUCAGCUCUGAGGACCUGGGCCCAUAGGAGAUAGGUCCUACCCAGCUACAAGAACAGGUUGGUAGGAAGAGACAGGAUCCAGAUCUUGUGGCCUAUUCCAAGACAAGUAGGACUUGGUGUCACUUCAAUGUCACUGCCCUCACUCGUGGAUCUGAAUAAAGUACAAGGCUACCGUA
Messenger RNA from Phodopus roborovskii (desert hamster), 2316 nucleotides. Its product is annotated as mesothelin-like protein. Bases 1 to 2073 code for a protein of 690 amino acids. The transcript is spliced from 15 exons. Gene Ontology annotation, cellular component: cell surface. The record is from RefSeq and is a predicted model, not a curated record. NCBI's taxonomy places the organism in Eukaryota, Metazoa, Chordata, Mammalia, Rodentia, Cricetidae. Gene Ontology annotation, biological process: cell-matrix adhesion.